Messenger RNA from Oldenlandia corymbosa var. corymbosa, 1688 nucleotides. The record is from the annotation of a GenBank genome assembly. NCBI's taxonomy places the organism in Eukaryota, Viridiplantae, Streptophyta, Magnoliopsida, Gentianales, Rubiaceae.
UUUUAGUUCCCAUCAACGUUAUCCGCUUAGAAUUUGAACCCCGAAAGACAAAUAUCUUUCACCAAAACUCUUCGUAUCCACAGGCCUCCAUGAGCGCCACCGUCUUCCUCCUCCUCCCUCCGCAACCAAAGCUUCCAAUUUUCUCCUAUAAUUCUUCACCGAACCUAACUUCCAUAACAGUGAACCCCAGCCUUUCUAAUUCCCUCAACCACCAACCCCAAAUUCGGAAAAUAUUUUCCCCCAGCUCAAACCGGCCAGACUUUCGAGCUUGGGCCGACGACGGAGAUGGUGACAUUGAGGGCCCUGACGACUACGACAUGGACGAGGACGAAGUGGAAGAAUUGGACAACAAGAAAGACUUCGACGUUGACUACGAUAUUGCCACCGCGAUUGCUGCUGCUGCCGCCGGAAAUGGAGACGAUGAUAUCGUGACGGUUCAAAGUAAGAGCUUUAUAUCCACACAGGGUUGGGAUUCCGAGAAGAUUGUGGACUAUAGAAUCAAUGAAGAGGAGUUUCAUAAGAUAUCAUUGGUCGAUUGUGACUUCUUUAUUCGAAAACCGCCGGACCCCGAUAACGACGUGUACGACUUCCGUGAGAUGUAUGUUACCCCUCCCGACACCGAUAUAUAUGCAAUUCCAAAGGUUCUUGCUCCGAUGCCGCAGAAGUACAUCCGAUGUGCAAUCAGUGAAUUUGGAACCUACAAUGUAACAGAGCCACCUAUUGAUGCGCCUAGAGAUCCAAUGUAUAAAUCCGAGACUGAAAUUUUAAAAGUUUUCUUGACAAAGCACUACAGGAACCGCAGAACUGGUGAUCCUGAAUUUAUGCUAGAUUUUGAGGAGAUCUAUGUAAUUGAUUCAAAGACAAAAUCAAUUACAAGGGCAAAAGUGGUGGUGACCGUGCCAGAAGGAAAGAACAGGGAUAGAAAGAAUGAUCUGCUGGUCAUCCGAGAUGCUGGAAACUCUUUCAAGAUAAUCCCUUCGGAGGAAAGAGAUAGUCCAUCAACAGUAAUAGAGAAGGAAGAGUGGCAAAAAAGUAGGGAAGACAUGGAAAGACACCUGAGGAAGCUGAGAGAUUUUAGUGUUUCAAAUUGGUUUUAGUUGCUAAGGUUUUCAUUUGUAAACCCCGGAGAAUGAUUCCUCCCCUCAAAGAGGCCCGCCGGCCCCCCAAGGUAAUGAGCAUUUUUUGCAGCUUAGCAAGCGCAGAUGUAGACUGAACUCGGGAAAAAAAAAAGGGUACCCCUCGCAAUUCACUUCAAUCAGGAGAAGUUUCUGAGGCUUGCCUAUAUUAUUAAUUCAGUGUAAUCUUUUUACCUUUAUUUGUCCCUGGAAAAUGGAACGAGAAAAACUGGAAACUUCAUUGAAAGUUGAAUGGUGGGAUGUUCUUCAUUGAAAGCCAUGAAUGCAAAAGGGUUGAUUCUUGCAAAGGCCAUGUAUUUGAAAGGAGACGAUGGAUGAUAAAAGGAGCAGCAGGCCUUUCAAGUUUCAACCCCUUUUAUGACUAGUGGGGAGAAUCAGUGUACAAGUGCCUAAAAAUAUACAAAUAGUUUCCAAAUGUUGCUUCUUUGUUUGGAACGAAAUGAAGAAAUCGAUGCUUUUCUAUGUACUUGUAUGAGAUGUAUCUCUUCAAUAACUAAGGACGGGAGGUUAAUAUUAUCCUCAAGUUUAUUGCUACUACAAAAUUAAAAAUCU